CUAACACAGACAGUAGGUGUAGUUCAUGACAGCUGCUCCAUCUUCAAUAACGCAGCAACUUAGCUUCAUUGUCGUCUUCAUCCUCGUUUUCUUAUGACAUCCCUCAAACCCGGCGGCCAUAUCGCACUAUGUUCGAGGAUCCUGAACUCCAAGAUCCAUUGUCACUGAGUUUAAAUGAAAAUUAUGAUGACCAGAAUUUGACACUUGAUCAAAAAAAGGCACCGGCAAGUCCCGACUAUAAUUGUGAGACACCAGAGAUUCGAGUGAUCAUCAAAGAGGAAGAGGACGGCUGGAUUGUGAGUGAAAAUCAUGAGAGCUUCAGCUCAGAGGGAGAAAAAGAGGACACUUUUGCACAGACUUGUCAGCCCCACCUCAAAGCAUGUGGCAAAGAGAGCUCCAUUUCACAUGAAGUAAAGAGACAACAGAGAGUUCAUUCGGGGGAGAAAUGCUCGGAGGAGUCCGGCGGCCCCACUCUCUAUGGCCAGAGCUCCUCUGCCAGAGAGGGGUGGCAUAGAGACAUGCUCAUGGACUCUGAUGAGAAACCUAAGAUUUCCUGUGUUCGUGGGAAAGCGCUGGGAAAUGCGUCUGUGGAUCAGUGCAAUAACACAGGAGAGAAAUCCUUCUCCUGCCCAGUACGUGAGACGUCCCCCAGUCAUAAAAGGAACGUGAAUUCCCAUCAGACGACACAUGCUGAGGAUGGGUGUUAUGCUCCGGACCGCGGCCUUGACGUAAAACAAAGCACAUCGUCACCAACAGAAGAAGAACUGCACAAGACCAAAAGAUCAGCACCUUACCAAACAGAUUCUCCUGAACUCAAGCCCCUGAUGUCACAUGGACUGAAGAUGGCAUCUGCAAAAUUAGCGGACCAAACACUCCAUUUGACUGUUAGAUUGCAGGCAGGGGAGGAGGAUGAGGAGGAGGAACAAGAUGAAGAAAUUGGAGGUUUAAUCAACUCUGAUGGAGAGGUGGUUGAGUGGGAUGCCAGAGACAGUCCCGACCGAGGCUCUGAUUGCACAGGAAGUCAUCAGCCUAGCAAGGGUAUCGGCCUGUCCGAGUCUCAGCUGCAAGGCCAAAACCAGAGAGACAGCAGUAGUCCAACGCUCAUCAUGGAAGUUGUGUCUGUGGGAGAAGAUGAAGAAAGGGAAGAAGGGGAGGAAAAAGAGAGAGUAGUAAAGAUGACAACUGUUGCACCCUUGUACCGUGGAAAGAGAAACAGAAGACGGACCAAGGUUCCAGAAAUAAGAGUGGCAUCAUUGGACGUCUCAGAUGCAGAGAAAGAAGUUCCUGCAAAUCCUGUAAAGAGAAGGGGCAGAAGAAAGAUUUCAGAAACUCCUCUGUUGUCUGGAGGAGAAGACUUAGAGGCAGAGCCUGGAAUAUCGAGGAGAACCCGAAGAAAAAGCAAUUUCCCCACUGUAGUGGAAUCAGAAGAGUUAAACUCAAAAAGUGUCCGCCGUGCCGCUGCAAAGCGACCUUACAGAAGAAGGAAAGAUACCAAACCAUGUGCUGAAGGAGAAGGAGAAAACACAGGUGUUUCAUCUGGGAAGAAGCGCCCUGGCAGAAAGAUGGUUCGUCUACCAGUAGAAAUACCUCCUGAGCUCCUGAAGAAGCCCAAAGAGAAGAUAGAGUACCACUGCUCAGUGUGUGGCAAAGAGUUCCCUCAUGCCUAUAAACUGGAGAGGCACGAGCUGAUCCACACAGGAGAGAAACCUUACUGCUGCUCCAUCUGUGGUCGGGGUUUUAACCAAAAGGGAAAUCUCAAAACUCACUACAAAGUUCACUUAGGUCGUAAGGGUGUUGCGGACUUUGACGAUGAGGUGAAUCCCAUAGCGUCAGAACUCUCAGAAUACUUGAAGUCUCUGCCGGGGGAGUCCAGGAUCAGAUCAUCCCUCCGUUGCCUGGAAUGUGGGAAAGACUGUGAUAGUCAGUCUGCUCUACAAGCACACCACAUUACAACACACACACAGACAGCUCCUGAGUCAGACACAGCCGAGCACAGCACAUCACAGCUUCUCUUCUGCCGCCGCUGUGGCACUCAGUUCAGUGAAAAAGAAAAGCUGGAAGAGCACAUGAAAACCCACAUCAAGGAGAAGCCCUACUCGUGUCCCGACUGCGGCAAGAGGUUCAUCAAUGAGAGCUACAUACAAGUCCACCAGCGCAUCCAUACUGGAGAGAGACCGUUCCUCUGCUCCCAGUGCGGCAGAGGUUUCCACACGGCCUCAUCGCUCAAGCUGCAUGAGAUGCAGCACUCGGAGGAAAGGCCGUUCGCAUGUUCCAUCUGUGGGAAGACGUUUCGGAUAAACUCGUACCUAACAGCACAUUACCAGACCCACAUUAAAGACAGACCUUUCAUUUGUAGCAUCUGUGGGAAAGGCUACUCUAGAGCCGAGGAACUGAAGGUGCACCACAGGCUUCACACUGGAGAGAGACCGUACGAGUGUGGAGAAUGCGGGAAGAGCUUCAUUUACCGCCAGGGUCUGCGGCAGCAUCAGCGCACACAUGCUGGAAGACGCAUCGGGCCAACCAGACAGCUCGGUCGACCGAAGCAACAGGCCAGGCUGGACAUUUAACA
Seriola dumerili (greater amberjack) is the source of this 2569-nucleotide messenger RNA. Its product is annotated as zinc finger protein 37-like. Bases 129 to 2567 code for a protein of 812 amino acids. Gene Ontology annotation, biological process: negative regulation of transcription by RNA polymerase II; regulation of immune system process; regulation of cytokine production. Lineage: Eukaryota; Metazoa; Chordata; Actinopteri; Carangiformes; Carangidae. The record is from RefSeq and is a predicted model, not a curated record. The transcript is spliced from 12 exons.